Messenger RNA from Paraphaeosphaeria sporulosa, 339 nucleotides. RefSeq lists its product as uncharacterized. The record is from RefSeq and is a predicted model, not a curated record. The transcript has 3 exons. Bases 1 to 339 code for a protein of 112 amino acids. NCBI's taxonomy places the organism in Eukaryota, Fungi, Ascomycota, Dothideomycetes, Pleosporales, Didymosphaeriaceae.
AUGCGCUUCUCUAACAUUAUUUUCACUCUGGUUUCGGCGGCCACCAUUCUCGCUGCACCUGCACCUGAGCAGGACGAGUCUCUUAGCGACUCUGUCCUCGUCUGCACCUACACCGAGCAGUAUUUCAAGGGCGAGUUGGUCAAGAUCAGGGCCACCAGGGCUGUGGACGAUUAUCCAGACCAGGACGGUGGCACUGCUGUCUGCUCCAGCGUGAAGCCUAACUUCGCGUCCUCAAUUUCUUUGGCCAACUUGCAGCAUCCCGGUUGGGACGGUUUGCGCCCGUCUGCCUGCAAGCUCUACUCGCAAGUCGCUGCUCCUUGCCAUCGCGUUCCAAUAUAG